Molecule: messenger RNA, 2735 nt
Organism: Sinocyclocheilus anshuiensis
Lineage: Eukaryota; Metazoa; Chordata; Actinopteri; Cypriniformes; Cyprinidae
Product: palmitoyltransferase ZDHHC3-like
Exons: 7
Coding region: 230-1123 (297 amino acids)
Biological process (GO): protein targeting to membrane; peptidyl-L-cysteine S-palmitoylation
Cellular component (GO): endoplasmic reticulum; Golgi apparatus
Molecular function (GO): protein-cysteine S-palmitoyltransferase activity
Source: RefSeq, a predicted model, not a curated record
AUCAGUUUCUCCAGUGAAGGGAGCAGCUGGCUCCGCACAAAAAUGCAGCUUUUCACCAGCUCCCGUGCAAUAAUCGGGUAAACCACAGUUUUUGUUAAAGCUCUAAGCUCAAACAUGUUCCCCUGUUAGCGUGAUCCAUGGAUUUUUGGAUCUUCUCGGCCUUGAGUGGGCGAGCAAAAGCGAGGAGCACCACCAGUGUCGCCAAAUAUGAUGCCAUCUCUGUGGUAGGAUGAGAAGUCCAGUGCCGCGUUUCAGGGACGUCGAGAGGCAGGCCAGUGGCCUGCAGCCUGUACAGUGUCUUCCUCCCUGUCAUGAGCGACAGAAUAUCAUGUGGUUCAUCAAAGAUGCCUGCGGCAUAGUUUGUGCGAUCAUCACCUGGCUUCUCGUCUUCUUUGCUGAGUUUGUUGUGCUGUUCGUCAUGCUGAUUCCAUCGAAGAACCUCACCUACAGCCUGGUGAAUGGCACACUCUUCAACAGCCUGGCCUUCCUCGCCUUGGCAUCUCAUUUCAGAGCCAUGUGCACUGACCCGGGAGCCGUGCCAAAGGGCAACGCCACAAAGGAGUACAUCGAGAGCUUGCAGCUGAAGCCAGGCCAGGUGGUUUACAAAUGUCCCAAGUGCUGCAGUAUUAAGCCGGAUAGAGCUCACCACUGCAGUGUUUGUAAGCGUUGUAUACGGAAGAUGGAUCAUCAUUGCCCUUGGGUAAACAAUUGUGUCGGGGAAAAUAACCAGAAGUACUUUGUGCUUUUCACAAUGUACAUUUCCCUGAUCUCUCUGCAUGCCUUGGUCAUGGUGGUCUUUCAUUUUCUCUACUGCUUUGAAGAUGACUGGACAAAGUGCAGCACCUUCUCCCCUCCAUCCACUGUCAUCCUCCUCAUCCUCCUGUGCUUUGAGAGCCUCCUCUUCCUCAUCUUCACCUCUGUGAUGUUUGGAACUCAAAUCCAUUCCAUCUGCACAGAUGAGACGGGCAUAGAGCAGUUGAAAAAGGAAGAGAGAAGAUGGGCUAAAAAAACAAAAUGGAUGAACAUGAAGGCGGUAUUCGGACACCCCUUCUCGAUAGCAUGGUUAAGCCCGUUUUCCACACCUGACCAUGGGAAGGCUGACCCCUACCAGUAUGUGGUCUGAGCUCAGGAAGCUUUAAGCUAGAGACUCGAGUGCACUUGGACUGUCUUUAUAAACAGCAUCUUUUCAUUUGUUUGUAAUCCCGACUCAAACGGAGCAUUUACCAGUGAGACUAAAUCACCUUCAUCUUCUUUUUUUUUUUCAGGGAACAAAUCAUUGCAUAUCCAAUUAUCCUUGCCUCUAUUUAUUUUAAUUCAGAACAGAAAGUGGAUGCUUUAUCAUGGCAUAAUCUCAAGCAUCUCUGCCUAGCUACACCGAAAUGAAGAUGAAUGUUGCGCAGAUAAUAGAAGCCAAUUUAUGCUAAUAUAACCACUAUUGUAAUCUUGCCAGACUGUCCACAAUGAUAACCUACUUUCUGAAGGUACUUUUAAACAAUCUGUUGUUAUUUUUUUUAUAUAUAUACCUAGCUACAGUAUAAGAGCACUGACAACCAUUCAAUAAAAUGGUUUAUUAUGCUGACGAAAAAACAUUUAAGGGCAGUUUUUACCAAGGAUGACAACUGUAAUGAUAACUAAAAAUCAUUAUGGGAGAGUAGUGAAGUCCACACUACGUCUACUUUCUAACAAUAACGACACUGAGGAACAAUGUCAUUGAAAUCAAUCUCAGAACAAUUUUUUUCCAGCUCAUGAAUUAUUAAAAACAGUGGCAGCCAAUCAGAAUGCUCGAGCAUUUAUAAGCACUGCUGUUAAGGACAUAUAGUUAUAGUUAUCCUUAUAUUUAUCAUUCUUGGUGUAAACAGGCUUUAACAUUUUUGACACUGGCAGUAUACAAAAUAUAAAAAGUAUAUAAACAAUAUAGUAAGUUUAACGGGUGUAAAUAUGUUCUGACAAAGCUUGGAUUCAAGUGAUUCUAUACUAAAUGAUGCCGUCGUGACAUUUGAUUAUAAAUUGCUUUGAUUAUUUUUAAAAAUGGUAAUAAACAGAAAUGUAAUUAAAGAGACAGUAAUGGCAAAUAUGGAUAAAGCGAUACACUGUUUUACAUUCACAAGUAUUAUAGAACAGAAUUGAUCUAUUAUUAACUUCCAUAAUCAGUGCAUUGUCAGCUCAUUUCUACACCCCUGAUUCUUAACAUUGAAAAUAAAUAAAUUGAAAUGAUAAUUACUUUAUAAAUGUAAAGAAUGUGUUUUGAGAUAUUAUGAGUACAUUUGCUGUUACACAUAAGAUUUUGAGUGAUAACAGUACUGAUGUUACUCAGCUGCCCUAUCAGAUUUACUUCCUAUACUCAAUAUACACUCUGUACUUUUUUUUAGAGCUGAUUUACUUGGUAUGUUUCCAUAAACUUGGUUUGCAGAAAUGUUUAAGAAAGGAACAGGCUUAAAAAAAACUGUAUGUUUUUGAAAACUUUAUUGAUUUACCAUUGUUGCCAUUGUUUUGGUUAAUUGCAUUUUACAUUUUAUUAAUAUACAUUUUUGUUAUGAUGAACGGAUGAUAUGUGCUUGAACUUUUAGGUGUGUAUGAAACAGACAAUCGUUGUGUUCUUCUUUGACAAAUGGUAAAUCAUUAAAAACCGGAACACUCUGUCAUUAGUGCUUUAUGUGACAAUGUGUCAAAGUGUCUGACAGUACAUCUCCUAAAUGCACAAACAUAUGUGAAUCCAGUCUAAUGACAUGAAAAUC